AUGGAAGAAUUAGUUGUUUAUAAGUGCGAUAUCUCAACUCAUUUGCAUCUCCCGGAUCAUGCUGCAGUGGAGGCAAUGCAGAUCGUGCAAAAUAUUCGAGAAUUAGCAGCUGAGCAACCGAAUGCAAGACCCAGCGACGUUAUAAGAACAGGGGUAGGAAACGUUGAAGAAGAAGUCAGCGUCAAACUACCGGAGGAAAAUCAUCUUAAGCGUAUGGUUAACAGAAGACAGAACAAGGAAAGGCCGCGUUUACCAGGUCCAAAUACGGUAAAUUUUGAGAUAAUCGCUCCUUAUGAUAGAACUCGAUCUGAUCAGCUAUUUUUACUGUACGACAGUGGUCGUGAGGGUGCCAAUCGUACACUGAUCUUUUCCACCAGUGAGAAUCUUAGGAUGUUGGCAGCGAGUGAUACACUUCUGACUGAUGGAACUUUUAAAGUUGUACCGCGGCAAUUCCUUCAACUGUACACUCUGCACGGAGUCAUUUUGGACACUGUCUUCCCAUUUGUUUUUGUUUUAACGACACGAAAAGAUGAGGGCACGUAUGCAGACAUAUACCGUCAAGUGAAGGUCAUAGCAGCCGAACUAGAUAUUCAUUUCAGCUUUCAAUUUUUAAAUACUGACUUUGAAGCAGCAAAUAUAAACGCGGUAAAAGAAGCAUUCCCCAACGCUCGCAUCGUCGGUUGCUUAUUCCACUUUUCCCAGUCCUUAUGGCGUCAGAUUGUUAGCCGAGGGCUGCGGGCCGAUUAUUUAAAUACAGAAGAACCCGAGUUACGACGUAACUUACUGGAACUCAUGGCUCUGCCGUUCAUCCCUCCUGCAGAUUUGGUGGAAACUUUCAUUUUUCUCUAUGAGGAAAUAGACGACGCUUUAAUCGAAUUUGCGACGUACGUUGACCACACGUACGUGCGUGGCAAACCAGCUCGGGGAAGAAGACGUGCGGUACCUCCCCUGUUCCCUCCCGAAACAUGGAACGUCUACAACCUAGUUUUGGCAGAUCGUAUUAGAACAAACAACGCAGUUGAGGGCUUUCACUCAAAAUUCAACCAAAUCGUCGGCACGCAUCAUGCUAACAUUUGGAAGCUCAUUGACGCUUUUAAAAAGGUUCAACAGGACACAGAGCGUACGUUAACACAGGCUCGGGGGGGUCAUCGCCGCUUUAAACCACCGGUGAGCAAGAAGUACACCACCAAUCAGGCAAUGAUUGCCAACAUCGUCCGAAAUUACCAACAUUACAAGGACACGAACUCACUGAAGAAGUACCUCCGAGCAUGUGCGUACCACCUCAAGUUGCACACGCCACGCGCAGAUCCACCAGACUCGGACGAAGAAGACUCAGACGAUGACUGAAAGUAGCUGGAAGCUGAAAGGAAAUAGCUGAAACGGCCUCAUUGGACGUGAGUUUUGGACAUAACUUUUUUACCUUACUGGACCACAGAAAUGUGACCUAAUACCACUGGACGAACAAAUGCGUAGGACUAACUAUUUACUAGGACGAAUUUAACUUGGACCAGAUUUCAAGGACAAAAAG
Molecule: messenger RNA, 1528 nt
Organism: Bemisia tabaci
Lineage: Eukaryota; Metazoa; Arthropoda; Insecta; Hemiptera; Aleyrodidae
Source: RefSeq, a predicted model, not a curated record